AUUACCAUUAUUAUUGUUACUAUCACUGUGGCUAUCAUUAUUAAGUUAUUAGUGGAUAAUAGUCAAUGAAAGUAUUUUCUUACACCGAAAACAAUAUUUUCAUGAUGAAUGGUAAAAACAAAAUGUGUAAUACAUAUAUCUAAAUAUAUGCAUAUAAUAUAUUUAAGACUGAAACCUCCAUUCCUCUCCGAUCUUAAUUUCAUCUCUUGGCGCUCCUGAGCAAAGCUGUCGAUAGUGUGAGGCCUCUGUCGGAUGUUGUCUACAGAGAUAAAUAGACAUAAAUGUAUAUGAAUUGUUAAUCGUGUAAGCCUACAUGUACAUUGAGGGUGCCUCGUGGUUCAGUGUGUUUAUGUAAUGUGUGUGCAAUGUGAGUUCCCGUUCCUUGUGAAUCUUUAGUGUUUGUGUUAGUAGUCUUUUUCAGAUUAUAUUUAUACUUUUUUUUCAUCAGUUAGCUUCAAUUAUUGUUCUGAAAUAGCCAAUUUCUUUCAAGAGUAUAUUUAUACUUAAUUAACCGUAUUGACAGCAGUCUUAAUGCGUAAUCUCUUAGUUAUAUUACUGAUUUGUUUUCAUUACCCAUCUUUAUAAUUAUAUGUUAAUUUAUUUCAGGUAAAGUUGCAUAUUUAGAUUUUUCAUUACUUUCUUACCGAAGCAAAGAUGAAAGUGAAAUUCGUAGUGACUCUUUCGUGGCUGAUGAUAGUACUUGCUUUGGCAGCAAACGAAACUGAUGGUUUUGAAAGGCGUCGACUUACUAGAGUGGUCGUCCGUCCUGGUCACAUCCAGCACCCGCCUUCUCACUCUCCUCCUCGAGUUUCAACGAGAAUUAUUGGCGGAGUAAACGCUCAAUUUGGCACCGUAGGUGCUCUUAAUAGCCCUGGUCCGGAUAGUGUGGGGGCCCGAACCGCUCCGAUCAUUAGAGCCGGGUCCGAAGUACCUAACCGGCGCUGUCUGUGGUACAACGAGUUCAAUUUGUGCGUCAGGUUCGUAUAGUACCGCAAAGACCUUAAUUACUUAGCACAGCUUGAUUCUGAUGAUCAUGAAAUGUUUAUAUGAAAACAUUCUCAGUAGACGAUACAGCCUAGAGUACAUGGCUACUGUGAUUAUAUGAAAAGAAAAUAUACUUUAGAAUUAUUGAAAAGUCCAGUACUUCUUCUAUAACUUGAUGAUAAGGUAAAAGGAUUAUGAUUUCGGUCUUUGCUUGAGUGUUCAAAUACUGUCGACACUGCGAAAGAGAAAUCUCUUUUUACAUUGAUCAAAAGUGAAUUCGUGAAAUAUUUGUAGUACAUGUUGCUUCUAGAAAAGAUGUAUCAUACAUUUUGACAUAGUGGUUAUGUGGACAAGUGCAGUGCCUUGUGUUGAAGACAUCUAGAGGUAAAUUCAUGUAACAGCUAUUUGUUGGAACUGCUAACUGGAAUUCAAGACUUAAAAACACCUAGUCAUAUUUUUUAAGAAAAUCAGAUCAAAUAUAUACGAAAUAGAGGCUACACGUACAUGUAUUUUUAAUGUGUGCCUCUGUCGGUAUCUCAUCUGUUGUACACAUGCGUGAUUGUGAUAAUAAAACGAAA
This is a messenger RNA of Penaeus indicus, 1562 nucleotides long. RefSeq lists its product as uncharacterized. NCBI's taxonomy places the organism in Eukaryota, Metazoa, Arthropoda, Malacostraca, Decapoda, Penaeidae. The transcript is spliced from 3 exons. The record is from RefSeq and is a predicted model, not a curated record. Bases 655 to 987 code for a protein of 110 amino acids.